AUGACAGGUGGCAAUUUAGAUCCAUCAGCCAUACAACCCAAAAUAACUGUAAAAGUGCUGCUUUCAUGUCCUGUAGUUUUAAUACUGAUAGUGCUAGAACCACGUUUUUCUAAGGUAUAUGAACUAGAACUGGCAACGAUUGGGAAUACUUUGAGUGCCUAUAAUGAUGUCAGAAGUUUAGCAGACAGUGCGUUAACAAAAAUAGUUGAUUCAGAACGAAGGGCAAAGGUAUUGGAAGUUCUGCCACAGGCUGGGGAAUGCCGACCCGGAAGAGCGAUAUCUUUAGGGACGCCUCGAGGUGUCGAGGGUACUGCUCCCCCCUGGCUGUGCAUGGAGAUCGGUUAUAAAAGCGUUGUAGGUUUGAGAUCAAUAAAAGCGUUGAAUAUGGAUAAAGAAUUUAGUUCAGAUCAAACACAAGAGGAUAUUGAGCAAAACUAUAAUACAUUAAAGUCGAAGCUUAGUAAUCCAUCAUCUGACUUGGAUGCCCCUCUCUAUGACGCCCUCAAGAAAAAUUUGGUUGACUAUAUCAUCCCUUCUAAACUUUCAUGGCAAGACCCGGAGGCAAAUAUGGUUUUAAGUGAUGAGUCAGUUGUGGUAAAAAAAUUAAGUCAAAUGCAAAAACGUGCUUUCAUGGAGCCUUAUUAUUAUAAAAAUAUGAAAUGGAUUCAAUCGUUUCAAAAUGUGAGAAAGAAAAUAACUGGACGCAUAUUGAGUAUACUUGGAGAUGUUUGGAAUAAUCCUGCCUUUGAAAAUAGCUCAACUCGUAAAGAGCAAAAUGAAGGUACCUAUGUUACAGAUGUAAUAAUGCCUUUGCUUCGAGCUAGUUUAGAAGAUAUGCCGAAUGGAAGAAUUUGCUUAAGCAC
Paraglomus brasilianum is the source of this 863-nucleotide messenger RNA. The record is from the annotation of a GenBank genome assembly. NCBI's taxonomy places the organism in Eukaryota, Fungi, Glomeromycota, Glomeromycetes, Paraglomerales, Paraglomeraceae.